This is a messenger RNA of Capronia epimyces CBS 606.96, 579 nucleotides long. RefSeq lists its product as uncharacterized. The transcript has a single exon. Lineage: Eukaryota; Fungi; Ascomycota; Eurotiomycetes; Chaetothyriales; Herpotrichiellaceae. The record is from RefSeq and is a predicted model, not a curated record. Bases 1 to 579 code for a protein of 192 amino acids.
AUGGUCGAGAUUCCGAUCCUAGUUAGCACACCAGGGCUACAAACGGUCGAGUUGGAUAACGCAGGCGAAUAUUUCCAGACUCAGCCCCAGAGAACUGCGGGCGAGCAAGCAGGUCAGCCAACAACAGCGCCGGCCGUGGCAGAGGCAGCCACAGAAAUGGUCACCCAGGCCACCCAGACCGCCGCUGAAGAUGAGGACUCAAGACGGGGCUCGCCAAAGAAACAAUCGCCCUCUCAUUCUCGGUCCGAAUCUCGCUCUGGCGGUCGCUCCCCAACACACCAUAGCUGGGCUGAAUCGCUUCGCCAACGUCUAGCUAGCCCUCAUUCGCGCUUUCAUUCUCCUACCGCGAUUGACGCAUCAGGUCGGACAAUGCUUGCCCCAGGCAAAGAUGCAGUCCAGCGUCCUACCACCCCUGCAGCCGAUCUCUACAAGGGCCAGUCCGAGUCCAACUUCGGCAUGACCUUCGAACACGGCUCAGUGCCCCAUAUCCUGAGGGCGGCGAGGCCUAAGACAUGCGCGUACAGCUACGAAGACCAAAAACAUCGCAUGCUGAUGGAUUGGGUGGAAAGAAGACGUUGA